CAAAACAUGUUACUAGAUCUAGAUCUAUAUGACAUAAACAUUUUCAAUUUGUUUAUCUCAAAUUUGAAAUAUUUGAUCUAUUUUUAAGAUUAUUAUUAAUUUCACCCACUGAAUUCUAGAUAGGUCACCCAUACAUGUUGUCCUCUUUAAAAAAAUUGAAUUUUUUUACAUCAAUGAAUAUCCCAGUGGUGAACUUUCAUAUCAGAGACUAUUAUUUAUGAUACUUCUUAGAAUGUUGACUUUAAAGUACUUUACACAACAAACUUUAAUACAAAGCAUUGUGAAGGAAGACUGCGGCUGUUUAAAUGAAGAAUACAAGUGGCUGAGUUUGAUUCAGCUUUUAGACCAAGGUUCCUGGGGGGAUGAAAGCAAGAAGAUACUUGAUAAAUUAGUCCAAAUCUAUGGACACAAAGUCACUUCUAAAAUUGUUGAGGCUCUUGCACCUAGCAGUGCCAGGAAUUUGAGCCUGAAAGCUUGUCCUCUUGUUGCAGCUGACUGUGUAAACAACAUUAUAUCCAGGUGCCAGCAAAUGCACACAUUGGAUCUUUCAGAAAAUCCAAACCUUAACUUUGGAAACAUAACCCUCUUUCAAGUGCACAGUGGUUUGCCGUGUCAGGAGCUGUCAGCUGUGGAUCUUGAAGACUGUCCUCAAAUUACUGACAGUGACAUUCAAGCACUCUUAAAGAAUGCAGUAAAUCUUCAAAUCCUGAACAUAGCGCAUUGUGGCAUUACAGAUAAAGUUUUUUUAUUGAAUGAAGCAAAACAGCUGGCCAGAGAAGCCUGUUUCAAACUGCCACAGAUGGCAGACGAGUAUGAUUGUAAACUACAAACAGUCAAUGUCUCCCGCUGCAAAUCUUUCACCAGUACUGGUGUCCGACAUUUAUGUACACUAUGUGGACCUACACUUCAGUCGUUAAAUAUUUCUUGGACAAAGGUAGACUGCACUUCCUUGUUGUACCUGUGUGGCCUUGGUCUACCAGCUGUUGUAGAGUUUUUCGUUUCCUUCAACUUCCUGGAGAAACCUUUAAGCAAGUCUUUGAUGGCAACACUGCAAGAAUUUGAUGACAUUUGUACACACUGGAUCCACAAUGUUCACACAGACACAACCACUGGUUAUACAACAACAGAUGUUGAAAUCAGUCAAGAUUUUCUUCUCAAAUUAAAUACUACAGAGAAGCUUACAGCACAAAGUACAGAGACAAAUGUUACUACAGAGAAGCUUACAGCACUAAGUACAGAGACAGAUGUUACUACAGAGAAGCUUACAGCACAAAGUACAGAGACAGAUGUUACUACAGAGAAGCUUACAGCACUAAAUACAGAGACAGAUGUUACUACAGAGAAGCUUACAGCACUAAAUACAGAGACAGAUGUUACUACAGAGAAGCUUACAGCAUUGAAUGCUGAGACAAACUGCAAUAGCUCAUUUUAUGUAGAUGAAAAAGUAUCAAAAAAUCUUCCUCUACAAAACUCCAACGUGUCUCAUCAAGUUUUCCACAACAGCAGAGCUUGCUGGACACACAAAGGUGGGGCAACUGACCAGUCCAUCAAGACACCUGGAACAGACACAGGAGAGAAACUUGGUGAGAGAAGAGAAAUCAGGUCUGAGGCAGGGUUUGUUGGGGCAUUGAUAGCCAACAAAAGAGAGCAACCUACAGCAUGUUUGAAGCAUCUCAAACAUCAGCAUGUGCCUUUCUACCAUCCUAACAUCAGCAGUCUCUACAUCAAUGGCUCUGUGUUUGAGGAUGAACAAUUAGGUCUGAAAUGUUUGAGCCAAUUUCUUACUGCCAAUCCAAAUGUGUCAGCUCUAAGUUUGUUAGGUGGUGUCAUGUGCAAUCUUGUGUCAGACAGUGCACUGCAUGUCAUUGGCGCACAUGGUGCACAUGUUGUGUCUAUUUCACUGGAAGGCUGUGAUCAUCUCACUAGUGCUGGCAUUACAAGUCUGGUUGGAUGCAGGCAGCUGUCAGAUUUAGAUUUCACAGGGCUGGCAUUUAAUGAUGAUUACAGUAUUAUGUCAUUUGCUCACACAAGACCCUUAACACGUCUCUUAUUGGCUGAAAAUAAAAUUACAAGUUUAUCUCUAAAUGCCGUGGCCUCAGGACCAGAAGCUAAAUUAUUGAAAGACCUUGACCUCUCCUGGUGUGAGGACAUGGAGGAUGAUGAGGGACUUAACAACGUCCUUGAAACCUGCACCAACUUAGAGAGGUUGAUUUUACGAGAUUGUUCUCUAUCAGCUAAAACCUUACAUGUCUUGUUUAAAAACUGUCAUCACAUCCGAGAACUCAGCCUCUCCAGCAACAUGAAUGCUGUUUUAGAUGCUGCAGUAAUUUUACUGUCAGAAAAUCUACAUCAUCUAGAGGUUGUUGAUCUUAGCUGGAACACAGAUUUGACAGACUUAUCAAUAGCUGAACUAAUGAAAAACUGCCAGUGCCUUAAGACUGCAAACCUCGAUGGCCUGAAGCGAAUCACUUCAGCUCCUUUUCUUAAAAUCAUUGAAGUUUCAGAAGAGCUGCAUACAUUCAUUACUAAUUUGGCCUCUACACAUGAUUUUCUAGGAAAUCAUGGUACCAACAACACCUGCACAGAACAUUAUGUUAAGCUAUCUGAUUUACCAUGCCUACCACAUCGUUCAAUGAUUUACUGCUCAAAAUUGCAAAAUUUACACCUAAAGUAUAGUGAUUUUGUUGAAGAUAGUCAUUUACAAGAAAUUGUGGGGGUUUCACAGGGCUCUAUAAAGGUUAUUGAUUACUAUGGAGAAGAGGUUGAGGAAACUUCAAGUUCUAUUGAAAGGUUUGUCAACAACCUUAUCAGAGCAAGAAGCAAACAGAUGCAGGCCAUGUAAUUAAACUUGUUCUAGAUUCAGGACAUGUAACUGGUGACAUUAAACUUGUUCUAGAUUCAGGACAUGUAACUGGUGACACUAAACUUGUUCUAGAUUCAGGACAUGUAACUGGUGACAUUAAACUUGUUCUAGAUUCAGGACAUGUAACUGGUGACACUAAACUUGCUCUAGACAAAAUAUGUCUAGACAAGUCAUACACAGCCACAAUUUUUUUAAAUGGUCCAAUUCAUGUCAUAAAAUGUCUAUCUGAAGGAAAAAGAUGACCUGUCUCAGAAAAUCUGAAUGAUCCAUGUUUACUACUGCAAAUGAUUACAUUCAAUUUCAGGCAGUCAAAUUUUAGAUCAUCAGUAACUCCAUCUCAGGUCUUACCAAAAUUCUUAUGCUACAAAAUCAUGAGUGCAAAUGGUUUUGUGAAUCUAUUAGGUAAUAAAUGCAUGCUUUUGUGAAAUGUAUCUACACUUUCUGUUUAUUGAAUAUUGUUACUUAUACCUGGAAGACAUUUUUUAAUACAAUUAGAUUUUAGGUGCAUUUUUUGUUUUAUAAAGGCACAUUAAUGUAAAUAAUACUUGGCUAAUAUCAAUAAAUACA
Messenger RNA from Physella acuta, 3430 nucleotides. RefSeq lists its product as uncharacterized. Gene Ontology annotation, molecular function: protein binding. Gene Ontology annotation, cellular component: SCF ubiquitin ligase complex. NCBI's taxonomy places the organism in Eukaryota, Metazoa, Mollusca, Gastropoda, Physidae. Gene Ontology annotation, biological process: SCF-dependent proteasomal ubiquitin-dependent protein catabolic process. The record is from RefSeq and is a predicted model, not a curated record.